Messenger RNA from Gamsiella multidivaricata, 2607 nucleotides. RefSeq lists its product as uncharacterized. The record is from RefSeq and is a predicted model, not a curated record. The transcript is spliced from 5 exons. Gene Ontology annotation, molecular function: ubiquitin binding. The coding region runs from base 1 to 2607 and encodes 868 amino acids. Lineage: Eukaryota; Fungi; Mortierellomycota; Mortierellomycetes; Mortierellales; Mortierellaceae.
AUGACUCCCGUCACUGACAUUCUGCCAUUCGUGAGUCCACUGGCAGAUCCCUCCUUGACCGAGACCGACUUUUCGGUCGCGGUCGACGACUGGAACGAGACCCUGAGCAAGAUCCUCAAGCUGAACAACAAGGCCUUCUGGGCAGAGCUACUGCGAAACCCUAGCCUCGCAGGAUUUUUGAACGCUUUCCUUGGCGAAUACGCAAGCUUCCGUGGCAACAAAGGCGAUCUCUGGAUCAUGGAACUGGAAGAGGUCGUGCGAAGGGUCUUCAUGAUCUACCGCAGGAUAUCAGAGACUAUGUCUGGACUGGACGCCAUGGCUGUAUCGGGUGAGACAUUUGCAGACCAGAGUCUUAAUGACCCAGGUUCUGCUUUGCUAGACUGCGGCCUCGUCUCAACCUCUGUGCUAAUGGAUCUCGCUGGAAUCUAUGGUCGAUCUGAUCCGGAGGGUGUUUCCAAGAUGGUGGGCUCCAUUCUGGAACAUACCCCAAGUCUCAUCAACGAUUUCAGGACCUCAACAAACACCGUGGUUCAAAUCAUCCACAGAGUUCAAAAACGUUUCGAAAAGGGCGUCAAUGGCGGUGCAGGAAAGGGUAAGGGUAAGGGCAAGGGCGUCUCCCCGGCGAUCUCGCCUGAGCCCCAUGCUCCCGUACUGGACCUAGAAAGGAUGACAGAGACCAUGCAAUACACCAGCGCCCUCUCUGACAUUGCUUUCGCCCUCGAUGCCGUCUCUGCCGCGCAUCCAUUGCUGGCGAUGGAGCUGAAUCAGCAUCCUACGUUUCUGGAGUGUUUAAUGGGGUGCUACAACUAUACCCUUCCGAUCCUUAGUAAGGUCCUGAUCGAAAACCAAUCAAUUGGAGACAUCAACGUUCGGCCGGCUUUAACAUUCUUGCGUCUGAGGAUUCUAUCGAUCGUUAACAACAUUUUGGAGGGCAUUCAUAAACAACUUCUUGCAGUAACUGCGAACGGUCAUUUGGACGGGAACGCAGCUGCGGCACUCACGGACAACCUUUGCGAGGUUAUCGUGAACCUGUAUGAACAGUCACCGUUGCAGGACCACAUGGUUCCCAUGUUCGAUGCCACCAUGAUCUUGGACCUCGAAAUUCAGUUCAGCAUAUCGGAAAAGCUGUCGACUAUCAACAAAGAGACAUUCCAGGGCGAGAACGAUCGACUCAAUCAUUGGGUGGUCGUUCUGAGCGACCUUCGGGAGUUCAAUGAUGCGACUCGAACCUACAUCUACGAGCAUAACAUGCGCAAAUCCGAAAAUCUGGCUCGGGAAAUGUCCCACCUCUACAUCAACCAAGACCACGACCGAUCCAACUCAACCAUCACAUCUAACAAUAAUCAGCCACGCGUCCCAUUACCAUCCAUGUUUGUCGAUCAGGAAAAGGCCUAUAUCAGGCGGACAAUGCUCAUUUCUCAGUUACAGGACCUAUUCCCAGACCUGGGCGACGGCUUUUUGGAGGCAUGUCUUAUCACCUUUAAGGACGAUCCAGAGGUUGUGACCAUGCGACUCUUGGAAGAAGACCUACCCAGCGAUCUUGCUAUGAUGGAUAGGUCAACUGCUAGAUCUAUGUUCCAGCGCCCACAAUCCGAUCCAACUUCAAUGGAACUGGUCAGGGUCUCGCCUUCCGUGGAACAAGAGGAGCAAGACCUUCUCUCAAGUCGCAGAAACAUCUUUGAUGGCGAUGAAUUCGACGUGUUCUCAGGAAAAGUUGUGGACAAGUCCAAGGUUUCGCGCGGAAAGAAAGGACCCGCGGAUGUAGAGGUUGUGUUGGAUGACAAGACGUUCGUUACUCAGCACAAGAGCUCAAUUUUGCAGGCCGUGGAGUCGAUGUAUGACGACGAGUACGAUGACACAUACGAUUCGAUGGGCGUGAACACUGUUGGGGCUGACUUUAGAUCUGUGGAGGAAAUUGAGUCCUUUACUGAUACAAGUGCCAAGAAUACCGGUACACCUGCUCAGACGAUUGAUCCCUCGAUUGAGCACGAAGAAGUACUCAUCAAUAUGUAUACAAGUAAUAAGGAUGUAUUCAACCGAAGCAGAGAGGCGCGACGGUCCAAGCAGAGGCAGGACCUUCGUAACCUGACCAAAAUGAGCGACGAACAGCUCGAGGGCUGGGCUGUCAUGUUUGGUCGUAACCCACGGAAGGCUGAGAUUGCCCAGAAGUAUGAGUUCAGCGGACGGCAGACAAUGAUUGCGCAGGCAGAACCGAUUGACAAGCGCCGUGGCGGCAGGAUGCCCUUUGUGGAUAAGAAUACUGGUCAAGGCAAACCUCAACAACAGCAACAGCAACAGCAACAACAACAGCAGCAGCAACAGCAUGGACCUAAAUCGCCACAGCAGCAAAAGAAGACACAGCCUCCGAAACCCCGUGCACAGCCUCAGUCUAGGGAGUCUGCACCUUCACCUCAACCCUCAAAACUAUCGCAGACGCCCUCGCAGGAUCAUUCUUCAUCGCAGCAAGGUCCCAGGACUCCAUCUGGUAACAACAAUGACGCGCCCUCAAUGCGUGAUCGGGCCAAGAAUGAGCGCCAAAAGUCGUCGAAAGCGAACCACAACCGACGCAACCAACAUGCCAAGAAGAUGGCCAGCAUGAACCCCUAG